GAGCCUCUUCGCUUCCGGUGUUCCCAGGGCGUUUCUGGGUCUCCGUCCCGGCCUCGGGGCUCGCCGCCCCCGUUCCGUGCGGCCGCGCUCGCCGCGGGCCCCCGGCAGCGCUCGGGCAGCCGUCCCGGGAGCGGAGGUGCAGAAUGGCCCCGCGGCGAGCGCUGAGUCCCGGGGGGCGUGAGCGAAGUUUAGUCAUGCAUUGAAAUGAAGUUGAAAUGCACUCUUGGGACUUUUCCAGGACCUGCCCGGAGGAGGAAUACCAUUUGUGCUAAAUUUUAAUUUAAUUUGAAAAAUGAGUAAGUUCAGAAAGCCACCCCUGGCUUCAGGCCCUGAGACUUUCAGCCCAGAUGUUCUUGCUGACAUUUUUGAACUCUUUGCCAAGAACUUUACUUAUGGCAAGCCACUUAAUAAUGAGUGGCAGUUACCAGAUCUCGGUGAGAUUUUUACCUGUGACCACACGGAAUUUAAUGUGUUCCUUGAUUUGAAGAACUCCCUAAAUGAAGUGAAAAAUCUCCUAAGUGAUAAGAAACUGGACGAGUGGCAUGAGCACACCUCUUACACUAAUAAAGCUGGGAAAAUAAUUUCUCAUCUGAGAAAAUAUGUGAACGCUGAACUUUGUACUCAAGCAUGGUGUAAGUUUCAUGAGAUUUUGUGCAGCUUUCCACUUGUUCCACAGGAAGCUUUUCAGAAUGGAAAAUUGAAUUCUCUACACCUUUGUGAAGCUCCUGGAGCUUUCAUAGCUAGUCUCAAUCACUAUUUAAAGACUCAUCAAUUCCCCUGUGAGUGGAGUUGGGUGGCUAAUACUCUGAAUCCAUACCAUGAAGCAAAUGACAAUCUGAUGAUGAUUAUGGAUGAUCGACUUAUUGCAAAUACUUUGCAUGGUUGGUAUUUUGGGCCAGAUAACACUGGUGAUAUCAUGACCUUGAAAUAUCUCACUGGACUUCAGAAUUUUAUAAGUGACAUGGCUCCCAUUCACUUGGUCACUGCAGAUGGGAGUUUCGAUUGCCAGGGGAACCCGGGUGAACAAGAGGCAUUAGUCUCCUCUUUGCAGUACUGCGAAGUUGUCACUGCUCUGACGACCCUUGGCAACGGUGGCUCUUUUGUGCUGAAGAUGUUUACUUUGUUUGAACACUGUUCCAUAAACCUGAUGUACCUGCUAAACUGUUCCUUUGAUCAAGUCCAUGUUUUCAAGCCUGCUACUAGCAAGGCAGGAAACUCAGAAGUCUAUGUGGUCUGUCUUCACUAUAAAGGCAGAGAAGACAUCCAACCUCUGUUAUCAAAGAUGGUGCAGUAUUUUGGGACUGAAAUGACCACCAAAGCUCUGUUUCCCCACAAUAUGAUUCCUGAAUCUUUUCUUAAAAGACAUGAAGAAUGUUGUGAGUUCUUUCAUAAAUAUCAGCUAGAUACUAUUUCUGCGAACAUUCGCCUGUUUGAGUACAUGGGAAAAGAGGAACAGGCAAAGUUAGAUAAUUUAAGGGACUGUGCUGUCCAGUACUUCAUGCAAAAGUUUCAAUUGAAACCCCUUUCCAAAAAUAACUGGCUAGUGAAAAAAUCUAGUGCUGGUUGUCAUAAAAAGUGGUUUGGGCAGAGGAACAGAUAUUUUAAAACCUACAAUGAAAGGAAGAUGCUGGAAACUCUUUCAUGGAAGGAUAAGGUGGCCAAAGGAUACUUUAAUAGUUGGGCUGAAGAACAUGUUGUAUACAAUCCUGGACAGAAUUCUCUUCUUGAAGGAGCAGAUGCCAAUCUGGAGUGUCACUUGUGGCAUAUUUUACAGGGUAAGAAGCUUCCAAAGAUAAAGUGUUCUCCUUUCUGUGAUGGUGAAAUUUUGAAGGCUCUGAAUGAAGCAAUUGAAAAGUCCUUAGGAGGUGCUUUGAAUUUAGAUUCCAAGGUUAGACCAGAACAGCAGUAUUGUUGUUCCUGUCAUGUCUUUUCUGAAGAACUGCUGUUUUCAGAGUUAGUUAGCCUUGCCAGGUGCCUUCAGGGUGAGCAGGUUGUUGAACCUACCAGCCAAAUGAAGUGCCUCCUUGUCGGGUUGCCAGCCUUCAGUGAUACCAAGGUGCAUAUGCCUUUGGAAGUCCUGCACCUGGAAUCAGCUAGACUCAUGACUUUUAGCUCUUCCUUGCUUCAUGAUGGAGACCCAGCUUACCAGCAGUUAUUUUUGGACUGCCUCCUACAUUCACUGCAGAUGCUUCAGAGAGGAGAUGCUAUGAUUUUACCUAUACUGUCCUGUUUUACAAGAUUUAUGGCUGGUUUGAUCUUUUUGCUCCAUAACUGUUUUAGGUUCAUCACUUUUUCGUGUCCCAUAUCCUCCGAGCCCCUGAAGACCUGUGCGGUCCUGCUCUGUGUUGGUUAUCAGGACCUUCCAAAUCCUGUUUUUGAGUAUCUGCAAAAUUUGAAUGAAUUGUUGAGUGCUUUGCUUAGCUCUAAUGCUCCCCAGCAAGUUUUACAGUUUGUGCCAAUAGAGAUGCUCCUUAAGGGGACACUACUUGACUUUUUGUGGGAUCUGAAUGCUGCCAUUGGUAAAAGACAUUUGCAUUUGAUUGUUCAAAGAGAGCAAGAAGAAAUAGUCAGCAACCUCUAGCUAUAAAACUGAACUGGUCUUUUCUGGGAUUUGACUUUGUGGUCUAACAAUUUCCAAUAUUAUUGCAUUCCUUGCUGUAUGUAAGUCUCUACAUUUUGGAGAAAGGCAAACUUUUACAAUAUUUAUAGUCUGUUUCACAGAAAACCACCUAGUUCUGAUCUCUCACCUGCAUAUGGUGGAGUUUAUACAAUGAUAAUCAACCUCAAACAUGAUGUAUGUUGAUAGGUCUGGGGUGGGCACACCUGUGCCUGCAGAGGCGGCUUUGCUGGUCUCAUGUACCUGCUUAUAUUUGCACCUGUGUGCCUUCAUUCAGAUUAGAUUACCCCACCACCACCACCGGAUUAUUUCCGCUGAAUGUUAAUGCUGUUAAGGAAUUGAUAAGAGAUUGGUUAGAGAUUGAUUAGAGGUCUUUGGUAGAAAAGGGAGCAGGACUAGGACGACAGCUCAAAUGGUAGAAUAUAUGCCUAGUGUGUAUAAUGCCCUGAGUCCUCAUGGUGCAUGUCACAGUGUCACCCCUGAGCAUCCCCUGAUGGGCCCUGAUAGACAUCCAUUGUCCAGCCACCAAACUGCCAGGCCCAUACAGCUAGCUUGAAUGGCCCCUGUAUUUUUAUUUUUAAGAAGGAAGAGGGUUUUUUGCUCCUCAGCACCAUUAAUUUUCCUCAGCACCACGCUAUUAGAGAUUCAGGGUGCUCAUCUGGCCAGAUUUCUUGACAUGUUCUUCAAGGCCAUUUACUGUGUUCAAGCCAUUGACCCAGUUUACUUAUUUGUAUGGCUAAAUGCAGCUGUGUGCUGUUUCAUAAAUACUUCACUAGCCGCAGUCAUCCAACUUGAAAGGAUUCCAGGACAACGUCAAACCAAAGAUCAUGUUUGAAACAAUGAUAAAUUCUAUAUAAUAUACUCCUCAAUCAUGAAAAACUAGUGGUGGUGUCAUUGUUUUUAUCUUCUAGGAAACAAUCAGUGAACUAUAAGAUUUUUUUUAAACUAUAAAACUUCAGGACAAUAUUGAGGACAUAUGAAUAUGAUGAAUAAUAGUGAAUGCUGAAAAUAAGUUAUAAUGCUUUUAGAAAAUUGACUUAGUAUUAAAAAGUUCUUCAUCUUGGACUGGGGAUGUGGCUCUUUGGUAGAACACAUGUCUUGUAUGUGUGGGGCCCUGGUUUAAUCCCUGGCACUGCAAAAGCAAAAAUCAAACCUUCAUCUUUACUGAUUUUUUUUUUAGCCAUAAAAGAAGCUCUUUACUAAAAGAUUAGCCAAGAGAUGAUUGUUUUGCCGGCCAAAACUUCUUUUAAACUAUAUGCAAAUGACAGUUUAGAUUAACUUUCCUGGCUUGUCUAUGACACAUGCUCAUUACAUUGAAUCUCCACAAAGAAUACACACAUAUACAGUUUAGACAUUUUUGUUAGUUGUGUGAAAAAUAGAUGUAUAUCUGAUGUAUUUGGUUGCUAAAUAUUAAUUUGAAAAUUUUUCAUGUUCUUUGCUAUUUUGAGUUCCAUUAUAAUUCAUGAAUAAAGUCAUUAGUCGAGA
This is a messenger RNA of Sorex fumeus (smoky shrew), 4102 nucleotides long. RefSeq names its product cap methyltransferase 2 (gene CMTR2). Gene Ontology annotation, biological process: 7-methylguanosine mRNA capping. The record is from RefSeq and is a predicted model, not a curated record. The transcript has 3 exons. Bases 293 to 2581 code for a protein of 762 amino acids. Gene Ontology annotation, cellular component: nucleus; cytoplasm. Lineage: Eukaryota; Metazoa; Chordata; Mammalia; Eulipotyphla; Soricidae. Gene Ontology annotation, molecular function: methyltransferase cap1 activity.